GAUCAAGCGGUCGAUACAUUCAUAUUUGUAUACUGAUCCUUACGAGCCAAUUGUGCAUGGAACUUUUGACAACCAACCCGAACAUUUUUAUAUACCUGAAAUGGUUAAAAUACAAAUUAUAAAAGAUUUUUUUGCUGAAAUAAUGGCUGGAAGUUGUGGGUUUGGACACCCAGAUUAUGAUGGAUUUUUGUCAUAUUAA
Racocetra persica is the source of this 199-nucleotide messenger RNA. The record is from the annotation of a GenBank genome assembly. Lineage: Eukaryota; Fungi; Glomeromycota; Glomeromycetes; Diversisporales; Gigasporaceae.